AACGGGCGUGGUGGCUGGCGGAGCUGGGGCUCUGUUUUCUGGGAGAGAAGGGCUAUAGUGGUAAAAGACCGCGGUGGGAAGACAGGCCCGACAGGCACAUAGGCAGAGCGCGGGUCGCUGAAUGGAGCAGGUUCGCGUCGCAGGCAUGGCGGCGCAAAAUGGGGCGCGACCUCCAACCGCACAGGACGUGUAGCGCCGGCGCCGCCUGGCCUAUUAGUAGACAUCUUGGCAGACACCAUAGUGGAAGUCUUAGUAGACAUCAUAGUGGAAGUAUUAGCAGACAUCUUAGUAAAACCUUAGUAGAAAUUUUAGUAAAAGUAUUAGUAGAUUUCUUUGUAAGAAUCUUAGUAGACAUCAUAGUGGAAGUCUUAGUAGACAUCAUAGUGGAAGUAUCAGUAGACAUUUUAGUAGAAGUCUUAGUAGACACCUCAGUAGAAGUCUUAGUAGACAUCUUAAAAAACCUUAGUAGACAUCUUAGUAAAAGUAUUAGUAGACUUCUUUGUAAGAAUCUUAGUAGACAUCAUAGUGGAAGUAUUAGCAGACAUCUUAGUAAAACCUUAGUAGAAAUUUUAGUAAAAGUUUUAGUAGUAGACUUCUUUGUAAGAAUCUUAGUAGACAUCUUAGUAAAAGUAUUAGUAGACUUCUUUGUAAGAAUCUUAGUAGACAUCAUAGUGGAAGUAUUAGUAGACAUCAUAGUGGAAGUCUUAGUAGACAUCAUAGUGGAGGUAUUAGCAGACAUCUUAGUAAAACCUUAGUAGAAAUUUUAGUAAAAGUAUUAGUAGAUUUCUUUGUAAGAAUCUUAGUAGACAUCAUAGUGGAAGUAUUAGUAGACACCAUAGUGGGAGUCUUAGUAGACAUCAUAGUGGAAGUAUUAGCAGACAUCACAGUGGAAGUAUUAGUAGACAUCUUAGUAAACAUCUCAGCAGACAUGUGGAGGCCAGAACUGGACACACGGCAACGGCGCGGUGGGCGGGAGACGCCAAAAAAAGCCGGAGUUCCGGCGUAGCUUAUGAGCUGCAGUGCCACUUCUGCCAGUUGAAAUGCUAGGUUUAUCGGGUGCAAUGCUGUUUUAU
This is a messenger RNA of Metschnikowia bicuspidata var. bicuspidata NRRL YB-4993, 1073 nucleotides long. RefSeq lists its product as uncharacterized. The transcript has a single exon. Bases 159 to 755 code for a protein of 198 amino acids. The record is from RefSeq and is a predicted model, not a curated record. NCBI's taxonomy places the organism in Eukaryota, Fungi, Ascomycota, Pichiomycetes, Serinales, Metschnikowiaceae.